AUGUGUGACUAUGUUCGCUCAAGUAUGUCAUUCAUUGAAUCGAAUGCCAGUCAUGUCAAAGUGAAUUCCCAAAAAUUGCGUGAGAAAGUUCUUCCUCAUCUCGACGAGAUCAUAUCGUAUAAAUUUGACACUUCGAUUCAUGUUGCGCCACAAGACGUUGAGUCUCGUUUGCGAUAUAUCUUGUUAGUCGAUGCUCUCAAUUUUUGCUUUUGGCCAACAGCGAAUUUUGAAUAUGACAAUUUGACUGUUGGUCUUACAAAGCUUGAGAAAGACCACCCCGAGUACUUUGAACCGGAACACAUGACGGAAAUAACACCGGAGAUUUUGGCGCACUAUUUAGUCUUUCAAAACUCCCCAAUCCCAAACAUCUCGGAACGGACAAGGCUCUUCAAAGAAGUUGGGGAAGUCCUUGUAAAGCGUUUCAAUAGCAAGGCGGAGAAUUUGAUAGUCGAGACACAAGGAUGUGCAAGUGCUUUAGUAACCCUAAUAGCUAAGGAGUUUCCUGGGUUCCGCGACUCCACUGUAUACAAAGGGCGCCAAGUCUUCUUUUACAAACGCGCGCAAAUAGUCGUCGGAGACAUUUCUGGUAUGUGCGACAACAUCAAGCAUCUUGAGGAAUUAACAGGGUUUGCGGAUUAUCGAAUACCUCAAUUAUUGCUGGGAUGGGAUUGCCUUGAUUUUUUAGAUCAAUCGUUAAAGGAAAAAAUUAUUAAUAAAAUAGAAAUAAGUGCGGGGAGUGAAGAAGAGUGCGAAUUGAGAUGUACCGUACUUUCUGCUAUAAAAAUAAUACAGAAAUCUAUUGAGGAAAUUAAACACGAAAAAGUUAAUGGAAACGUUAUCGACUGGUUCUUAUGGUCGACGGGAGAAAAAAAUAAGGACAAUCUCCCACCACAUCAUAGAACUAAUACUAUUUUCUAUUAA
Entamoeba invadens IP1 is the source of this 921-nucleotide messenger RNA. RefSeq lists its product as hypothetical. The record is from RefSeq and is a predicted model, not a curated record. The transcript has a single exon. Lineage: Eukaryota; Evosea; Mastigamoebida; Endamoebidae. The coding region runs from base 1 to 921 and encodes 306 amino acids.